UACAUGUAUAUUACAGUUUUUUUUCUUGAGAAAAAUCAGUCCUUCCGCACUUUCAGUUAUACGAUUAGAUUAUCCGUUUAGAUAUUUUCGUGAUAAUCUUAAAAUCGAAUAUGGGUAAAUUCAUCACGGAUAGACUACUAGUGCCCAUAGGAAUCCUGGCACUCCUGGUCUAUAAAUUUCAGUGCUUCUGAUCAUCGUUAAUUUGAUUCUUCUGGCUCUUUUCUCUUCUAAAGAAGUGAUCAAUUACGUCAAAAUGGCCGGUGGUGUUAUCGCUUCGUCGGAUGGACGGGACUAUCCGGGCAAACUCACUUUCAAGGUCUUCAUGACAUGCGUAGUCGCUGCCACGGGUGGCUUGAUUUUUGGUUAUGAUCUUGGAAUUUCAGGCGGAGUUACAUCCAUGGACUCCUUCUUGGAAAAGUUUUUUCCCGCUGUAUACAAAAAGGAGGCAGCGGUGAAACCUUCUGAUGAUCAGUACUGCAAAUUCGACAGUCAGACAUUGACUCUGUUUACUUCGUCCCUAUAUCUUGCUGCCUUGAUCGCAUGCAUCUUUGCAUCAACCAUAACCAGACAUUUUGGGAGGCGGACUACGAUGCUUUGGGGUGGAAUACUUUUUUGUGUUGGUGCGCUUGUCAAUGGCUUCGCUGAUAGGAUCUGGAUGCUUAUUGUUGGCCGUAUGCUACUUGGUUUUGGCAUUGGAUGUGCAAAUCAGUCUGUGCCAAUUUACGUCUCUGAGAUGGCUCCAUAUAAAUACCGAGGUGCUCUCAACAUGAUGUUCCAAUUGGCAAUUACAAUUGGCAUCCUCAUUGCCAAUCUUCUGAACUACUUCUUCUCCCAGAUUGAGGGUGGUUGGGGAUGGCGCUUGAGCUUGGGUGGUGCCAUGGUCCCUGCUUUAAUUAUCAUUAUAGGUUCGUUUUGUCUUCCCGACACGCCAAACUCUCUCAUAGAGCGUAACCAUUACGACGAGGCCAAGGAACAACUUGUGAAGAUCCGAGGUAUUUCCAACGUAGACGAGGAAUUCAAUGAUCUUGUGGCGGCCAGCGAAGCCUCUAAAUUAGUAAAACAUCCUUGGGCUACCAUUUUCCAAAGGAAGUACAGGCCUCAACUCACAAUGGCCAUUUGCAUUCCCUUCUUCCAGCAGCUCACUGGCAUGAACGUGAUCACCUUUUAUGCUCCUGUUUUGUUCAAAACCAUUGGUUUCGGAAGCAGUGCUUCGCUCAUGUCUGCUGUGAUUACCGGUAGUGUUAAUUCUCUCGCAACCCUGGUUUCAAUUUUUAGUGUUGAUAGGUGGGGAAGAAGGACCCUUUUCCUUCAGGGUGGCGCUCAAAUGUUCAUAUGUCAGGUUAUAAUUACAAUAGCAAUUGCUGCUAAAUUUGGAAUGACUGGAAACCCGGGUGAAUUGCCGAAGUGGUAUGCUUUUGGAUUGGUGUUCUUCAUCUGCAUUUACGUUGCUGGAUUUGCAUGGUCAUGGGGUCCUCUAGGGUGGUUGGUUCCCAGUGAAAUCUUCCCACUGGAAAUCAGGUCUGCUGCUCAGAGUAUCAAUGUCUCCGUGAACAUGAUCUUCACCUUUGCCAUUGCACAAGUCUUCACCUCAAUGUUGUGCCAUCUGAAGUUUGGGCUGUUCAUCUUCUUUGCAUUCUGGGUAGUGGUAAUGAGUUUCUUCAUUUACAAGUUCCUGCCGGAGACUAAGGGUGUCCCCAUUGAAGAAAUGUCAAUUGUGUGGCGAAAUCACCCUUACUGGCGCAAGUUUGUUGAUUCUGAAGAAGACAAGAGUACUCCUUCGGGCGGCCCUGCAUCAGGAGAUAUUCAGAUGGGCAAAAGGGUCAAUAAUGCUUGAUCAAUACUGAUAUGCUUAAUUAUAAGUUUUUUCAUUCUCUUCAUGUAUAUAACAAUUACUUAGCUAGCUCCCUAUUUUUUAUUUCUGAAUUUGGAUCGAAUCGUUUUGUUAAACGAUGAUCUUAUUUUGUUUUAUUUUAUUUUCAAAUAUCAUAAGUAUAUUUUAUUUU
Juglans regia (Persian walnut) is the source of this 2003-nucleotide messenger RNA. RefSeq names its product sugar transport protein 12-like. Gene Ontology annotation, biological process: monosaccharide transmembrane transport. Gene Ontology annotation, molecular function: monosaccharide transmembrane transporter activity. The record is from RefSeq and is a predicted model, not a curated record. The transcript has 4 exons. Gene Ontology annotation, cellular component: membrane. NCBI's taxonomy places the organism in Eukaryota, Viridiplantae, Streptophyta, Magnoliopsida, Fagales, Juglandaceae. Bases 254 to 1834 code for a protein of 526 amino acids.